AACUAGAGCAUCUCAAAGAUGAGCUUUCAUCUUUCACUACAAUAGCAGCUGUUCUUGGAUCUUCUCCCAUGAAGGGCCUUGUAGUUUGGAGAAUGCGUAGUGAAGUCACAACUUUGUCUGUUCGGGCUGAGGAGGAGCUUCCCGGGAUUGAAAUUGGAAACUCAGAUAACAUUGUUCUUUCUGGAGCUAGUCUGGCCUCUGUCGAAUCCCUAUCCAUGCCUCUUGUUCAGGAGAUUGUUCUAUCUGCAGAUAUUCGAUGUGCAGAGUGUCAGAAAAGAGUGGCAGAUAUAAUGUCAAGGAUGAAAGGUAGGCUCUUUUGCUGCCUGGGAUCUAGAUUAAAGUUAUUUUCAAUGUCACAUUAUGCACUACAUUAGGCUUUUAUUGUGUUCUUUCUCUGCUAAGCACUUCAAUUUCAAGUCUUCUUGAAGAAUGAAAAGAUGGGUAUAAUUGUAUUCUAUUCGUCUUUGAAAAGUUCCAGACUUGAUCUCCUUUUUACUGUGAUGAAAUUCUAAAAAGUAAUAAGCAGAAUCAAGGUAC
Messenger RNA from Rubroshorea leprosula, 537 nucleotides. NCBI's taxonomy places the organism in Eukaryota, Viridiplantae, Streptophyta, Magnoliopsida, Malvales, Dipterocarpaceae. The record is from the annotation of a GenBank genome assembly.